This is a messenger RNA of Prorocentrum cordatum, 672 nucleotides long. Lineage: Eukaryota; Dinophyceae; Prorocentrales; Prorocentraceae. The record is from the annotation of a GenBank genome assembly.
AUGGCCGCAGUGGUUGCAGCUUGCCGUGAGGCGUUUCAUUUGGGUGCUUCUUCGACGCUCUUGAUUGUUCAGGAGGCAAAUGUGCGUGCGCGACGAUUCUACGAAAGGGUCGGGUUCAGCGACACAGGCAAAUCAAUGACAAGGGGCGGAAGGAGCUUUAUCCUCAUCGAAUACAAGAACAAUAAGGUAGCACCUGCUGUAGCCUUGGUGGAGGAGCAGGACGCUGAGUGUUUGACAGCUUGGUUGGGUGCAGAAGAUCUGGCGGUGCAGCAUGCAGUAGAUGGCGAGGACUUCGGACGGCCUAUUUCUCCUGCUUGCAUUCGUGGGUUCUGGUCAGGGUUUGCCCAAUGGUGCCAGACUGCGAGGUCUCGGGAGGCGCUUGUCCAUCGAGUCUUUGUUGCACGCGUAGACGGUGUUGCGUGUGGGCACAUUGAGAUUGGUGUUCUGCCCUUACUGUAUCACUUCGCAAGAAGGGAAAGUGACGAACGGAGCAAGGGCCUGACAGUGCCCGACGCACGCGCACACACACAAACCGCUGCAAGCGCCUUGGUGGAUGCGGACACAAGCACUGCAUAUUUUUCUUGGGACUCCUUCCAGAUCUUCAGACACAAGAAAUUUGCGAUUUACAACAUCUGCAGAGAGUCUCAAGCAACAGUUCGCUUUCACCUGUGA